UCUGAGGGUCGGUGGACGGCGGACGGAUUCGCGAGGAGCUUGUCCUCUUCUACAUCUUUCUUUUUGCUGGCAAAAAGAUUUCUUUCCCAUUGAUUGUAUGAAACUUUGGUUUUUGUUCAAAGUCUUUCAUCAAAAGAAGGCGUACCUAUUUUGUAGUUUUCUUUUCUCUCGUUGCACGUGAUCAACGAUUCAAAUCAAGUUUUUUAGUUGUUCCCAAAAAACUUUUACGCCCCACAAGUGUUAUUGCUGAUCCAACGAACCAUUGUAUGGAAUGGAACACCUAAACAGUUCGAUCUUGCUUUAUCAUGAAAAAAUUAUUGAUGACAAAUUUAAGAUCUUGGCAGUUCUUGUUAGACAGACAAGUUUUAGUGAGAAGGUCUGCAAAAGUAUUAAUAAAACUAGGGGGACAAUAAAUAUAAACCGGACAAUCUUUUCUAGUAAAUGUUUUGAGAUUGAGAGUCACAACGAAGUUAAUUUAUUGCGAUUUUCACAUUGUUAUGUCAGUUCUGAUUUUUCUUCCAGGUCUUGAAUCUCAAGAUUUCUUUCUGGCUUGCUUUCGCGGGAAAUCUUACCAUGGCUGUAGAGAGAGCGAGGCAGCGGCUACCACACUGUGGGAAACCCAGAUAGAGUUGGUGCUCUCUCUCUGUUUUGGGCAUGGCUUCCUCGUUCAUACUCCCUGGAUACCCUCCUCUCUCUACGCCCUCAUCAUCAUCACGGGCGCAGACGAGACGGCGCCUCCCUCCAUCGAGCACCGCCGCUGCUCCUGCCGCCGCCACAGUCACCGCUAGACCCCCUCCGGCAAGCCACCGCUCCCGCUCUACACCCCACAUCUUCUGCCACCCUUCGGGGUUGCUCCUGGAGAUGUGCGCCGAGAUGAGGGAGCUCUACCAAUUCCUUCCUCUCGUCAUCAAAAACGGUCUUGAUAGUGACCCCCUGUUCCAGACCAAGCUGCUCAGCCUUUUCUCUAGGUUCGGGAGCAUGCAUCAUGCUGACCUCGUCUUCCAACGAGCCGAUCACAGCAAGGACGAAUUCUGGCAUUCCAUGCUGAAGGGCCAUUCCAAAAACUCAUCGCUGGACGUUGCCUUCGCCUUCUUCUGCAGAAUGAGGCGUUUUGGUGUGCAACCUCUCGUCUACAACUUCACCUAUCUACUGAAGAACUGCGGCGACCAAGUGGAUUUCAGAAGAGGGAAACAGAUUCAUGGGAAAUUGAUUUCAUGCGGGUUUGAGUCGAACGUGUUUGCCAUGACUGCGGUCGUCAACAUGUAUGCAAAAUGUAGCCAGAUGCGUGACGCGCAAAAAAUGUUCGAUCGAAUGCCUCAGAGAGACGUGGUCGCUUGGAAUGCCCUUGUUUCUGGAUAUGCGCAGAAUGGGUUACCUUUGCGAGCUAUUCAGACGUUUGGAUUGAUGCAAACUGAAGCAAUGUCCCCUGACUCGAUCACAAUUGUGAGCGUCCUUCCUGCUUGUGCGGACACUGGUUGCCUAAAGCUAGCCAAGUCCAUCCAUGGAUACGUCGUCAGAGUCGGAUUUGAGUCUCUUGUCAAUGUGGCUACAGCAAUCGUGGAUGUGUACUCGAAAUGUGGUCAUGUCAACAAAGCAAGGUUGGUGUUUGAUCGAAUGCCUGAGAAGAAUGUUGUUUCUUGGAACACGAUGAUUGAUGGUUAUGCUCGUAAUGGUGAUGCCAAGGAAGCCUUGAAAAUGUUUCAGCAGAUGCAGGCUGAAGGACUUCGUGCUACUGACGUGACGUUUAUGGCCGCCCUGCAUGCUUGUGCUAACAUGGGCGAUCUGGCACAGGGAAGAUACGUUCAUGACUUGGUUGUUCGGGAUGGAUUUGAAUCGGAUGUUUCCGUUAAUAACUCAUUGAUUGCUAUGUACUCCAAGUGUAAAAGAAUGGAUCUUGCUGCUGAAAUAUUCAAGAAGCUCCACAAGAAGACUCUUGUUUCAUGGAAUGCUAUAAUAUCCGGCUAUACCCAAAAUGAUCAUGUAAACGAAGCAUUACAUCUCUUUUCUGAGAUGCAAAAGAAGAAUUUGAAACCGGAUUCAUUCACCUUAGUCAGCAUCAUUCCUGCAUUUGCCAACUUGUCUGUUCUCCGCACAAGCAAAUGGGUCCAUGGUCAUGCUAUCAGAUUGUGCCUCCAUAGAAAUGUGUACGUCGUGACUGCUUUGAUUGAUAUGUAUGCAAAAUCUGGUUCCAUUAAGAUCGCACGCAAAUUGUUUGACAUGACAGACGAGCGGCAUGUAACUACUUGGAAUGCUAUGAUAGAGGGUUAUGGUACCCACGGCUUUGGUAAAGAGGCGGUUUCACUGUUUAAUCAGAUGAAAAUGUCCCCUGUUAAGCCCAAUGACGUUACUUUCCUUUGCCUUCUUUCUGCUUGCGGCCACUCUGGUCUAGUAGAUGAAGGGCGCGAGUUUUUCAACAGCAUGUCCAGGGACUAUGGUGUAACUCCUCAUAUGGAUCACUAUGCUACGAUGGUGGAUUUGCUUGGCCGUGCCGGACUCCUUGAUGAAGCUUGGGAUUUCAUCCAGGCAAUGCCCAUUGAGCCCGGAAUCAGCGUCUUUGGUGCUUUACUUGGUGCAUGCAAAAUUCACAAGAAUGUUGAGCUGGGAGAGAAGGCAGCAACAAGACUUUUUGAAUUGGAGCCAGAAGAAGGUGGAUAUUAUGUGCUGUUGGCAAACAUUUAUGCAACAGCGUCGAUGUGGGGCGCUGUUGCUAGAGUGAGGAACAUGAUGGAGAAGAAAGGGAUACAGAAGAUGCCGGGCUGCACUUUAAUCCAGCUGAAGAACGAGGUUCACACAUUCUACUCUGGCAGCACAUCGCACCCUCAAACUGAACUCAUCUACAAAGCACUAGAAGAAUUGAUGGUCAAGAUAAAAGCCGCUGGCUAUGUACCUGAUACUAACUCCGCUCAUGAUGUAGAGGACUACGUGAAGGAACAGCUUCUUAAUACGCACAGUGAGAAAUUAGCCAUCGCUUUUGGGCUUAUUAACACCAGCCCAGGGACGACCGUCCAUAUCAGGAAGAACCUGCGUGUUUGUGCUGAUUGUCAUACCGCCACUAAAUUCAUCUCAAAAGUUACUAACCGGGAAAUUAUAGUUAGGGAUAUGCACCGCUUCCAUCACUUCAAGGAUGGCUUCUGUUCUUGUGGGGAUUAUUGGUAAUUGUAAUUAGGCAUGUCACCAUCCUCGUUUAUUAUUUGGUUUGCUUCGAGGUUC
Messenger RNA from Nymphaea colorata (pocket water lily), 3210 nucleotides. Its product is annotated as pentatricopeptide repeat-containing protein At1g11290, chloroplastic-like. Gene Ontology annotation, biological process: RNA modification. Bases 655 to 3156 code for a protein of 833 amino acids. The transcript has a single exon. Lineage: Eukaryota; Viridiplantae; Streptophyta; Magnoliopsida; Nymphaeales; Nymphaeaceae. Gene Ontology annotation, molecular function: protein binding; RNA binding; zinc ion binding. The record is from RefSeq and is a predicted model, not a curated record.